AUGCCGCCACCGCAACUUAGGGGUUUUGGCGGGGGGCCUGCUGUGGCAGCACCAUACCACCAGGGUGGCUUCCCCUCCCAUGCCCAACAACAGGGUGGACAUUUAGGCGGAAACCAGUACCUGAACGCCAACACACAACUAGGACCCUUCUCUGCUGCCAACAGCAAUGCUUUUACGACAGCCGGCCUCAAUGGCCAGGGAUUCGCCGAUACGGGGUUCGGUAGUCAAAGUGCAAGAAUGGGUUUCCAUGGCCCUGCAGGCGCCCUACAACAACCACAACACGGGCAGGUUCACCAGAACAUGUUGAUGGAACACCCAGGAAUCAGGACACAUCCCAACAAGGGUAGGAUACGGGAAGUAUGGAAGCACAAUUUGCACGAAGAAAUGGCAGUCCUGCGAGAUUUGGUGGACAAGUAUCCUUACAUUGCGAUGGUAAGGCUUGAGGAACGAGCAUCGUUUUUUGAAAAUAUGCUAAUUAAUGGGUGUGAAAAGGAUACCGAAUUUCCAGGUGUUGUUUCAAGGCCCAUGGGAGGAUUCAGAGGGAAGAGCGAUUAUCACUAUCAAUGCCUACGAACCAACGUCGAUAUGCUGAGGGUCAUACAAAUAGGGCUCACCUUCUUUAACGAAGACGGCGAGACCCCCCCUCCGCGGCCUACGAACGAUCUGAAGCUUGGCACAGCCGCUCAAAGGGCGGCGACUAAUGCUCCUUUCCCUUGUUCGUGGCAGUUCAACUUUAAGUUCUCGUUGAAGGACGACAUGUAUAAUGAGAAAUCGAUCGAGUCACUUCAGCAAGCCGGGAUCGACUUUAAUGCUCUCGAACGUGACGGUAUUGAUCCUCACGAGUUCGCCUCCCUUCUGAUCCCUUCGGGUCUUGUCUGCUUCGACAACGUCAAGUGGAUAUCGUUCCAUGGCGGUUACGAUUUCGGCUACCUGACCAAGCUGCUUAUCUGCUUACCAUUGCCCAACGACGAAGUCGAUUUUGACCACAAGAUGAAGCUCUACUUCCCCACGACGUACGAUGUGAAGCACCUCAUGAAGCACGCCAUCAGGUUACACAACUCCGGCCUUCUUACACCCAGCGAUCCCAGUAGUACUGAGAUCCUGCAAAAGUUUGAACAUAAAUCAGGACUUGAGAACAUUGCCGAAACCCUCAAGAUUAAGCGUGUUGGGUCUGCCCACCAAGCAGGCUCUGAUUCGUUACUCACCGGAAAGGUCUUUUUCUCUAUGCGCGAUAAGAUCUUUGCCGGUGAUAUCCCUGAUGAGCAUGUUGGCAAGGUCUGGGGCUUGGGUUUCCCUGACUCGAAUUCUAGCCUCGUCAUGUCAAUGAUGAACCAGCAAAGCGGCAACGAUGGACAAACAAAUGGCAACGGACCUAGCACCCCUAACACGACAAAUGCUGCGUUAGCCACCACCCCAGGACCACAAGGGCAGAACGGCAUCAUCAACACUGGGCCUAUGACUCCUGGUGGAGGAGGUGGUGUGUUUGGCAACUUCGCUUUCGGCGGGAACCGAUAA
Fusarium subglutinans is the source of this 1515-nucleotide messenger RNA. RefSeq names its product ccr4-not transcription complex subunit 7. Gene Ontology annotation, molecular function: nucleic acid binding; poly(A)-specific ribonuclease activity. NCBI's taxonomy places the organism in Eukaryota, Fungi, Ascomycota, Sordariomycetes, Hypocreales, Nectriaceae. Gene Ontology annotation, cellular component: CCR4-NOT complex; CCR4-NOT core complex; P-body. The transcript has a single exon. The coding region runs from base 1 to 1515 and encodes 504 amino acids. The record is from RefSeq and is a predicted model, not a curated record.